AUGGCAGACGAUGAGGUGACACAACCUGCGGUGAAUUCCACUCACACUAAAGAGAUACAGAAUCCUAUUGCGAAAAGUAGCACGCAAAGAUCGUCGAAAUGUGAUGGGGUACCGCAUUCCCGGUUUGGAGUCCGAGAAAAAUACAUCAUGGUGCUGAUGUGUGCUUCCAGUGGGAUAUUUUCCACGAUUGCAGGGUCGAUCUACUAUCCGGCUUUGAAUACUAUCGAAAAGGAGUUCAAUAUCAGCACAGAACUGGUAAACGUGUCUGUGGUGCUGUAUUUUGUUUUCCAAGGUUUGGCACCCACACUUAUGGGCGGCUUGGCCGAUACGUUUGGACGCCGUCCAGUUGUGUUGUGGUCCAUCACGCUGUAUUUUGUGGCUUGUAUCGGUCUGGCACGCUGCAAAACGUUUGGCGAGCUUUUGUUCCUCCGGUGUUUGCAGAGUGCCGGCAUUUCGCCCGUUAUUGCCGUCAACAGCGGCAUCAUGGGAGAUAUCACAACUAGAGGACAGAGAGGAGGGUACGUUGGCUUGACAUCGGGCUUCCAAAUCAUGGGCUCUGCAUUUGGCGCUCUGAUAGGUGGAGGAAUCACAUCCAGAUGGGGCUGGCGUGGUAUUUUUUGGUUUCUGGCAAUCGGGUCAGGAACCAGUUUGAUCGUCACGUCCUGUGUUUUGCCCGAAACCAAGCGUAGCAUUGUUGGCAACGGAUCUGUCAAACCACGCCAUGCGUGGUCGCGUGCGCCGAUUUUGGCGCUCCCCGCGUGGAAGAAAAAGUUGCAUAUCGACAACCCUGAUUACGAAACGCUGGUUCCUCCCGAAAAACUUAACCUAUUAACACCUCUGACUUUAUUUCGUCGUCCCGAAAUUUCCCUCUUGCUAUUGGUGGUUGGCUUGCAGUUUUCGCUUUGGGUGACGCACUUGACGGCCAUGGCGUCGCUGUUAGAAAAAGAUUAUCAUUUAUCCGUGGCUAAAGUUGGGCUGUGCUAUUUACCAAGUGGUAUAUGCACUUUGAUCAGCGUAGUCAGCGUGGGGAGGAUCUUGAACUGGAACUACAAACGGCGGUAUGCCAAACACAAAAUAUUUUUAGAAGAGCAGCGAGCGCGACUACUGGAGGAGCACAAUCAAGAUGAAAAAAAAGUGGAUAAUAUCUUGGCCACAGACGUUACAUUUGCCUUCAAUAUCUUUCGCGCACGUCUCGAGAUCAUCUUCGUUCCGAUGUUGCUCAGCGGCGCUGGGUUUAUCAUUUUCGGCUGGUGUCUGGGUGCCAAACAACAACUUGCCAUUGUGCUAGUUUUCAGUGGAUUCGCUUCACUGUUUUCCAACUGCGUGGUUGCGUGCUCCACAACCCUGGUUGUCGACUUGUACCCACAGAAAUCGUCCACGGCUACGGGGUGCGUUAAUUUUUCACGCUGUAUCAUGGCUGCCGUGCUCGUGGCAGCGCUUAACAAGAUGCUCAAGGCGAUGACGGUUGGGGGUACUUUUACGUUUCUGGCAGCUCUCACGAUGAGUUCAACUUUCACACUUAUCAUCCCCGUCAAGCAUGGCAUGCGAAUGAUGUACAAACGUAACAUUCGCGCGCUGGAAGCUCAGAAGGACUCCCUUGUCGCGGACAAAGAAAGCCAAGUAAACGGAACUGGCGUCGACGACGAGAUCGAGGAAGACGUCGAACAGGACGAUACAGAGAGUCACUACGACGAGACCUAUCAUCCCUCUCACGAAAACUGCAGUGUAGCUGGUUCUCGCGAAGUUGAGAUGCUUAGACGUAUGUCUACGGUCCAUUCAUCGACCGUUGCCACGUGA
Messenger RNA from Lachancea lanzarotensis, 1797 nucleotides. It is a transcript of the gene QDR2, whose product is annotated as LALA0S04e08812g1_1. The transcript has a single exon. Gene Ontology annotation, biological process: transmembrane transport. The record is from RefSeq and is a predicted model, not a curated record. The coding region runs from base 1 to 1797 and encodes 598 amino acids. Lineage: Eukaryota; Fungi; Ascomycota; Saccharomycetes; Saccharomycetales; Saccharomycetaceae. Gene Ontology annotation, molecular function: transmembrane transporter activity.